AUGGAAUCAAGGAUUUACUGUUUCUUAGGAAAAGGUUAUGGACCGUUUUGGGAUUUUGAUUUACCUGAUUUAAGAUCAUCAACAUCAACAACAACAACAACAACAACAACAGAAACACUUUUGAUUUCAAGACUUGCUGGUUCAAUUUAUAGUUCAUUAACUUCCUUUUGUAUUACUCAUUCACAUUUUGAUCAUAUUUCUUCUUUAGUUUUAUCGGCUGGUGCUUUGAUCAACACUCCUAAAUCAGUUUGGGGUAGUGAUGAAACUUUAAAUCGAUUGUCUUAUGUUUUUCAAGCUGGUUUAUGGCCUCAAUUAGCUCAUUUUGAUUGUUCUGAUCAACUUGCACUUUGGUUAAGAAGAUUCGAAUCAGAAACAAAACCAGUGACGAUUUGUCCAUCUCUUGAACUUCAAGCCAGACCAAUAGCUCAUGGUACAUGUACACACCAAGGAACUCCUCUCGUUUUCCCAUCUGAUUCACCCGAUUCACCUCAUCAACCAAACGGAACCGAUCUCAAUCCUACAAACGAUUCAAACCCAUCAUCAGUUUAUCAUUCAAGUGCAUUCUUUAUCACCCAUCAACUCAACCAACAUCAAUUCCUUUUCUUUGGAGAUCUUGGACCUGAUUCGAUUACCGGUUUAAAUUUAAACCAAAAAGUUUGGAAAGAAGCGGCUAUCAGUUUUAAUGCUGGAAACUUAAGGACUAUCUUUAUUGAAUGUUCAUAUGAUUCUUCUAGACCUGCUCAAUUACUUUAUGGACACCUUUCACCUCCUUUUUUGUUUGAAGAAUUAGUUUGUUUUGCAAAACAGAUUUCUUCAACUGAAACUUCACAAAACCAAUUGAUCGGAUUAAAUGUGGUGAUUAUUCAUAUUAAAGAGGAUAUUACACCUAUUGAAAAUGGAAUUCAGUUUGAUGGUUUAGAUAUACGUGAAAAGAUUUUUAAUGAGAUCUUGGAUUUAGAAUCUAACCAAUUUCAACUUGGUUGUAAGUUUUGGGUUGCUAAACAAGGAGAUAGAUUUGAGUUUUGA
This is a messenger RNA of Melampsora larici-populina 98AG31, 1026 nucleotides long. RefSeq lists its product as uncharacterized. Gene Ontology annotation, molecular function: 3',5'-cyclic-AMP phosphodiesterase activity; 3',5'-cyclic-GMP phosphodiesterase activity. Lineage: Eukaryota; Fungi; Basidiomycota; Pucciniomycetes; Pucciniales; Melampsoraceae. The transcript is spliced from 6 exons. Gene Ontology annotation, biological process: cAMP catabolic process; cGMP catabolic process; negative regulation of glucose mediated signaling pathway. The coding region runs from base 1 to 1026 and encodes 341 amino acids. The record is from RefSeq and is a predicted model, not a curated record.